AUGAUGCGGCCGAUAUCUCUCAAAGCUGUAAGUCUGUGAUAUCGGCUGUUACGUAUCACUUUUCAUUAUGGGCAUCCGCCCAUUCUUUACUGUUGCAUUGGUUACGCUAAAAUACCAGUCGCUUAAAGCAAAGCGCAAGUUGUUUUCAUUUAAAAAGCGAUACGUAUCAACUGUGGAAUAUGAGGAAAGUACAAAUAAUACAUGGCGGUUCAUAAAGGUCCACUUUGCUUUAAACUAUUUUUUAAAAGUGGCAACCUAAGCUUCAUAGGAGGAUCUAAGUGGUCAUCCAUUGAAAAAAGGCAUGUAAUGAUAUAAAAGAGAAUGAACAUGAACCUCACGGACAUCGGAACAGGCGAAUCGACCAAUAACGACUAUGUUAACACCGGAGUCAGAGUUGCAUUAAUUUUUCCAAUUUGUUUUGGAAACAGUUUAGUGAUCGCCGCCAUACGGCGGACGUCCUCUCUGAGGAACCCUGCUCAUUACCUUGUCAUGCAUCUGGCGAUUGCUGACAUGAUCGUAGGCCUACUGGUGCUAGUAUAUAUUCCGUUGAAAGUGCAGAAUGCUUUGGACACAUACGUAUACGUGUGUGUUUUCAGUUUCUCCAGUAUAGUCACCACGGCUAUGGCUUCAACAUUGUUUUUGCUCUCCAUAGCUGUGGACAGAUAUAUUUCUAUAGCAUCGCCCCUCCGGUACACCAUUAUGAUGACGUCAUCUCGAGUGCACCGUGCUUCCAUUGCCAUAUGGCUAAUCUCAAUCUCAUUGUUUCUCGUCAUACCGCUAAUAUGGCACAACGAUUUUGAUGGGGGUACAAGAAAAGACUGCGACUUAUUAAAGAUGAACAAGAGGGAGUACCUGGCAUAUUUCGCCGUUCCUCAGUUCGUGUGUCUCGCUGCCGUUAUAGUUGGCUUGUACUGCAGGGUGUUCUACAUCGCUCACAGAAAUGGCAACAGACGCGUCGUCACCGAGACCCGUGCCAGACAAAGACUAAACAGCAACCUGAAGAUUUUCCAAAUGGCCGCCAUCAUCUUUGGCUUUUUUGGGCUAUGUUGGUUUCCCUCUCUCGUGUUAAUGGGAGUGUAUGUGUACAGUGAUACGGUCCCCAUGGACGUGUUGACUAAGGCCUACAAAUACGCCUCCAGUCUGGUUCUGGUAAACUCUGCUCUGAACCCUGCCAUAUAUACCUGGCAGUCAAAACGAAUCAGGAGAGCCUUCAAGAAGUUAUUGCACAUCAAGACAGAACGCUUCGCUAAUGGCAGUUCUGUCAGGGCGGGGCGAUAUGAAAGUCAAAGCCAUACUGAAUCCAGUAUAUCGUUAACGUUAAAUUCUCAACGUAGCAAGGCCAGGACAGCGCUUUAG
Lingula anatina is the source of this 1356-nucleotide messenger RNA. Its product is annotated as adenosine receptor A2b. NCBI's taxonomy places the organism in Eukaryota, Metazoa, Brachiopoda, Lingulata, Lingulida, Lingulidae. Gene Ontology annotation, cellular component: membrane. Gene Ontology annotation, molecular function: G protein-coupled receptor activity. The record is from RefSeq and is a predicted model, not a curated record. Gene Ontology annotation, biological process: G protein-coupled receptor signaling pathway.